Molecule: messenger RNA, 1751 nt
Organism: Amblyraja radiata (thorny skate)
Lineage: Eukaryota; Metazoa; Chordata; Chondrichthyes; Rajiformes; Rajidae
Gene: supt7l
Product: SPT7 like, STAGA complex subunit gamma
Exons: 5
Coding region: 12-1259 (415 amino acids)
Cellular component (GO): SAGA complex
Molecular function (GO): protein heterodimerization activity; transcription coactivator activity
Source: RefSeq, a predicted model, not a curated record
UGGUAGCAAAGAUGAUUAAAUACUGGGGCGAGAUACCGGUGUCCUCCUCCCAGCCCAGCCGCAGCUCCUUCGACCUGCUGCAGCGGGAGUUCCGAACGGUGGAGAUUCAAGACCCUCCCCUGCACCAGCCGUCUGCCGAGCGGCCCCGUCCGGCCACCAUGCUGGACGUGCCGUCCGAACCCUGCGGCCUGACCCUGCACACCAUCCAGCUGAUACAGUACAACCGCAGGCUGCGCAGCCUGGUGGCCGCCGCCCAGGCCCAGGGACAGCCCCAGGCCGACGGGCUGAAGGCCGAGGAGCCGGAGCCCCUGCCGCCACCCCCCAGCUCCCCGCUGCUGCCCGAGGAGCUGCUGCCCCUCGACAGCAAGACGCCAAAGUUCCCCUUCCAGCUGAGGCACAGUGACCCAGAGAGCGACUUCUACAGGGGGAAAGGUGAGCCGGUGACGGAACUGAGCUGGGCAUCCUGCCGGCAGCUCCUGUACCAGUCGGUGGCCACGGUCUUGGCCCACGCGGGGUUCGAGUGCGCCCACGAGAGCGUGCUGGAGACGCUGACGGACGUGGCCAGCGAGUACUACUACAAGUUCACGCGGCUCCUGCGCUCGGCCGCCGACAGGGAGGCGCGGGUGGGCCGCACCCCCUUCCAGGACGUGAUGGAGCAGGUGUUCCACGAGAUGGGCAUCGGCAGCGUGCUGUCCCUCCAGAGCUUCUGGCAGCACCGCAUCAAGGACUACCACAGCUACAUGCUCCAGGUGAGCAAGCAACUGGCUGAAGAGUAUGAGAAACUGGUCAGUCCGGAGAAAGCCUCUGCCGAGGACACCAAACCAUUGAAGAUAAAGGAGGAACCGCUAAGCGACAUUGCUUUCCCCGUCAACGAAGAGAACGAAGCUGAUCUUCCCACAGGCGAGCAGGCCUUGCAGCUUGGAGUUCUGGCACAGGCUCAUGAACGCUAUGCCGCCACACUCGAGGUUGAUGCAUCUCCUCAGACAUCAGGCCCCGAGGUCAGCAGCUCUCCUCUGUGGAACCUGACCCAAGUUAAGAUGGAGCCCCAGGAGAGCGAGGAAGGCAGCGGCCCGCCCCACGGCGUUUUGGGCAACGACGUGUUCGAGGAGCCGAUGUCGGCCAUGAGUGACUCUGGCAUCCCGCAGACCCCCAACACCACCGGCUCAGAUGGCAGCUACAUCUCCCACUCGCCCGACAGCCUCAUGGCCUCUUCCCCUGUCUUCAAUCAGCGACCGAAGAAAAGGCAAAGGAAGAAUUGAGAUGUCACCACUUGCCGUUUGCCGAUGGAUUCUAACAAGAAUCAAAGCAAGAAUCAAGGCACUGCUUCACCAGCUGGUGGUUCCUUUGAGUUUAUUGAACUUGCCGAGGAAGACAAAGACACACAGGAGGGAGAAUGUGGAAACGGAUUGUGGAAACGCCUUGUCUGAGAAGGAGACGAGCCUCUUGGGUGAGACCAACGUUCAGAGCUGGUGUUCCCUGGCAUCGGCGGUCGGACACAUCCGCUGCCAACAAUUUAUAAUUUUCUUCAGGCCGACUGCUUCAUAAAUGAUCAUCGGCCCUAUCGUGAAAUGCUUGAGCAGCGAUUUGUGGCUUUCUUUCGCCGUGGACACUAUGGUAGGCUGACAAUUAUCACAAAGCUCAGAGCGCUUAAAUCAGGAGCCAGAUCAAAAACUCGUGGUGUGGCUUUUGAAUGGGGUCUGGGUUUAGGCUAUGAUUUUUAAACAAAAUAAUGAUGUUGCAAUUACGCAGAA